This is a messenger RNA of Guyanagaster necrorhizus, 850 nucleotides long. Its product is annotated as ARF/SAR superfamily. Gene Ontology annotation, molecular function: GTP binding; GTPase activity. The coding region runs from base 37 to 582 and encodes 181 amino acids. NCBI's taxonomy places the organism in Eukaryota, Fungi, Basidiomycota, Agaricomycetes, Agaricales, Physalacriaceae. The transcript has 6 exons. The record is from RefSeq and is a predicted model, not a curated record.
UUUUUCUUAUUUUUGUCCCGUAAUUCGUUUGCAACAAUGGGUCUCUCGGUCUCACGUCUUCUUGCCGGCCUUUUUGGCAAGAAGGAAAUGCGUAUACUGAUGGUCGGUCUUGAUGCUGCCGGUAAGACCACUAUCCUAUACAAGCUCAAGCUGGGAGAGAUCGUCACCACCAUUCCAACAAUCGGUUUCAAUGUCGAGACUGUGGAAUACAAGAACAUCUCUUUCACUGUGUGGGACGUUGGAGGUCAGGACAAGAUCCGUCCUCUCUGGAGGCAUUACUACCAAAACACCCAGGGUAUCAUCUUCGUGAUUGAUUCUAAUGAUCGGGAACGUGUUUCUGAGGCGCGAGAGGAACUCCAGCGGAUGCUCAACGAGGAUGAACUUCGUGAUGCUCUCCUUCUCGUUUUUGCCAACAAACAGGAUCUUCCCAACGCCAUGAACGCCGCUGAAAUCACCGAUAAGCUUGGUCUUCACGGAUUGAGACAACGCACUUGGUAUAUUCAGGCUGCUUGUGCUACAUCUGGAGACGGUCUCUACGAAGGUCUCGAGUGGUUGAGUGCCAAUAUCAAGCGUCGGGUGUAAUAGGUGCCUGGCCGUCGGAUACGCUUCAGCGUUGUUUACUUGUAUCACGAUUUCUUUACGAUGCCGAAAACGUAUGCAACGCCUGAGCUCACAAUACCGCUAGUAACUGUUUUUUGUCUUCCCUCCCUUCCCCUUGUUAUUGGAUCACUCGCCUUUCCUUUUUCCUGUAUUAAAUGGCCCGGGGGUCUUUCAAAAUGCUCUUUGAUUUAGAAUCUAGACUGAAUGAUCCAAUAAUGCAUUGAUAUUACAACGUGAUAAGUAUACAGCU